Messenger RNA from Bactrocera dorsalis (oriental fruit fly), 3160 nucleotides. RefSeq names its product putative nuclease HARBI1. NCBI's taxonomy places the organism in Eukaryota, Metazoa, Arthropoda, Insecta, Diptera, Tephritidae. The record is from RefSeq and is a predicted model, not a curated record. Bases 1549 to 2403 code for a protein of 284 amino acids. The transcript is spliced from 3 exons.
UUUUCUGGGUAAAAAAUGAUCUGUAUUACUAUAGCUAUCAAAAUAAAAUAUAAGCUAGGUAGACUUUCAAUUUUUGCCACUUUUUCUUUCGUUAAAAAGUUAUUAUUUGAUAUUUUCUUGAAAUUAUUUUGAGCUUUUUUCGUUGAACUACUUUACGCAACAGUCUGUGGAAGAAUGUGCAACUUACUGAAUACAAAUAUGACUCGAUAAUCUCAUAAAACAGAAAAAUUCUCUCCGGGUCAAAUGACCUGUUGUGGUAUAUAUCGGUAUAUGUACAACAAGGAUUACUAAGAAUAAACAAAAAAAAUAUUUUUGUAACUGUACAUUAAUUACUUAGAAAAAGUCAUGAAGUCAAAUGUGAAAACGCAAUAAAAUUAUACGUGCAUUUUCAAUGCAAAAGUUCAAAAUGGGUCAUUUCACCCGUUAUGAUAUGUUUAGUGUUAAAACAAAAUUUAAUGCUGGCUCUUUGGUCGCAGCUUAUUUUCGCACCGAUGACACAAACAUACUGACACUAAAAACGCAAUAACUUCACUUCCAACCAAUGAAAUGUCAUAAAAUUCUCACUGGACAAUCGAUAAAGAUAGCAGAUUCUAACGCACCAGUCGACAUAUAGAUAAAUAGAUUCAAAAAGUCCUGUUUACUUUAGAACGCACCUUGUAUAUAACAUCCGUAUGCUUAUGUUUUCUAAAACCCAAUGGUUUACAAAUUCAAGUAAAUUUGUUAAAGAUGACUUUCCUUUACGAAAUCCGUGCAGAGAAGAUGAAACUAACAGAGAUAUAGAAAAAGCAAUGAAGAUUCAAAAAGUUUAGGUAACUAAUAGUUUUGCAAACCUUUAUGUAAAAGGAUUAUAAAUUAAUUAUACUCGUACUGAAGGAAAUAUGCCUUGUUUAAGAGAGGAAUUGAAAAUCCUUGUCAAAGGCAAGUAGUUAUAUUUGGCACUAUUUUUAAGGAAGCAUGAGGGUAUCAUAUCACGGUCGUAAUUAAAAGAUGGUUUUAACUUAUUUAAAUUAAGUAAGACGUCUUCUUCAGAACUAAUAGAGGCGUUAACUGAAGUAUUCGGAAAGAGCACGUGCUGAUAAGAACAGUAGGACAUAUUGGAAAUAAUGUGGUUGUCACAGGAUAAAAUAAAUUUGUAUUUCAGCUCGGACGCUAAUUCUGCGUUUGGUGUUAACGAAAAUAAAAUAAUUUUGGAUUACGCACAAUAUUCUUUUUUAUCUUAUUUAAGUAAAUUGUAUAAUAUUUUUUGUUUAGGUCCGAAUAUUGUCGACGCAGUGCAGAAUAUUUAGAAUAGUCGACAAGUGAGCCAGGGGGGUUACUCUGUAAGGCGUUACGAAUAGCAAUGCGUUGCGAAAGUGAAUUGCGUUGCGAAGGGCAAUCGGUACUCUGUAACACUUUUGCAUUGUAAACAGUGUUGCACUGUUUUCCCGUUGACAUAUCUCCAGUAUAGUUGACAUUACUGACCGAAACGAGUGAAAAAAAGUAAGUUUGAAUGAUAAAGUGUAAUGUGAUUCUUUAAACUUAUUUGUGCUUCUACUCGUAAACAGUUUCAUGCAAAACUUUCGAUUAAGCAAGGAAUCAUUCAAAUAUGUGUUGGAUAGCGUAAGUAGUGAGCUAAAAUUUCCACGCAGGACCACAGGAAUACCUGAAAUUGUGAAAUUAGCUGGCACUUUAAAAUUUUUGACGCAGCGAGGAUAUCAACAGCAAAUUGGACAAGAUCAUCAUACAGGACUAGCUCAACAAACUGUUUCGCGUUGUUUGUUUGAAGUUUGUAAAGCAAUUGAGAAAGUGCUGUGUCCAAAACACAUCACUUUUGCAAUGUCUUCAGAGGAGAAAAAUGAAGCGAAACGAGCUUUUUACUCAGUGUCUGGAAUUCCAGGAGCAAUUGUUGUGGUGGAUGGUACUCACAUCCAAAUGAUACGACCGGCAGUUAAUGAGCGUUUAUAUUUCAAUAGGAAAUUAAAGCAUAGUAUAAACCCUAUGGUGAUAUGUGAUCAUAAGAUGAUGAUAAAAGCCGUUAACGGUCGGUUUGCUGGGCAUGUCAUGAUUCACAUGUGUGGAAUUUGUCAAGCGAGCGCCAAUAUUUACAAACCAACUAUGUGGUGCUAUGGAGAAAUAGGAAUUCGCAUUCUUGGCGACUCUGGAUAUCCGCUUGAGCCAUGGCUUUUAACUCCAUACAGAAAUGCUGCUGAAAACUCUGCUGAAAGUUACUACAACUACAAAUUUUCAAAAGCCAGAUCCCUUAUAGAACGAGUAUUUGGAGUAUUAAAAGCGCGGUUCCGAUGCCUUUCAGCUGCUAGAGAACUACAUUAUGCCCCAGAAAAAGUGGUGCAAAUUUUGAACGUAUGUUGUGCUCUUCAUAAUAUUGGGUUGUCAAAAAAGUCUUGCGGUAGUGAAAGCGCGUAGUUAGUUCGUCGCAUCGGGUCAUGCCAUACCUUUUUGGAAAGCUCAUUUCACACGUGUUUGGUUGAUUGUCGUUUCUUUUAAGUCGUUCGUGAGUUAUAGAGUCGCAAACAUGGAGCAAAAUAAAGAGAAAAUACGGCAUAUUUUACAGUACUACUACGAUAAAGGCAAAAAUGCAUCUCAAGCCGCCAAUAAAAUUUGUGCAGUUUAUUGACCCGAUACAGUUUCCAUUUCCACCGCACAACGAUGGUUUCAACGUUUUCAUUCUGGUGUAGAGGGGGUCGAAGAUGCGCCACGCUCCGGAAGGCCUGUCGUCGAAAAUUGCAAUAAAAUCGAUGAAUUGGUCGAAAGAGACCGGCAUAGUUGUCAUCAAACCGUUAUAAACCAUUUGAAGAAGCUUGGAGUCACUAAGAAGCUCGAUGAAUGGGUGCCACACGAAUUGAUUCAAUAAAAAUACCGCAAGACUUUUUUGACAACCAAUAUUUGCACUCUUUUUAAUGUGGAAUCACCUGCCAACAUAGCAAUAGAAGUUGAAGAAGUCGAUGCUAGUUGCCAAACGUUUAAGGGAUCAAAUAAAAAACAGUAUGACUACUUUAUAAACAUAUAACACUAAUAAGUUAAGUAAACUUUUUAAUUUUUCACAUUUUCACAUUUAUUUGAUUAAAAUUCAUAUUAAUGAUAUAAAGCUUUAGUCUCUUGCACAUGUGUAUACAUAUCUAUAUAUGUAAGUAUUAUAUACUUGUAUGUAAUAAAAAGUAAA